GAUGCAAAUCACAAAACGCGGAUCGGUGGACCGAAGCAGUACGGGUUCCAGUCGGCUGUGGUGUGUUGCUGCUAUUUUCGUUCCUACAGUUUCCGUUUCCCAUUCCCUUGUCCGAGCAACACAUCAGCUAUUGCGGUCGUUGUUGUUGUUUGUAGCGCUAAUAUGCGGACGUACGGUCCAUGGAAACAACGGGUUUGUUAGCAUGGAGAUCCACACAAUUAGCGAUGACUUGUGCCACCCUGCUGCCAGCUGUCUGGAAGAUGUCUGCUGAAGCUUAAGUUCGUUCGCUGCGUGCCGUGAAAAAGGUCCAGGCCAAAGAUCGAUAGCGGCGAGUUUGGUAGAAGUUAGCGUCCAGCUUUGGCUUUGUCCUUGUCAUCAUUUGCUUUGUUGUGUAUUCGAUCGAACAGAAACGCGUCGAAAGUGUAGCAACAGCAGCGAAACUACUACGACGGCCCUGCAUCAGUUAAGCAAAAUUGUGUUUGAACCGAGAAAUAUCGCGUAAUCGCAAAUGUAUGUGGUGUGGUUAUGAGAGUAAAACAUCUUUCCUUAAACAGCAGCACUCCGAUGUGAAGUAAAAGGAAGAGCGUAAAAUAAAGCGCCACAGAGUGUGAAGUGUUUUGCUGUCCGACACAGUCAGACGGGACGGGACGGGCGCAGCUUCUAUUGGGCCAAGCACGACUGUUGCCCGAAAUAUGCAGUGUGAUCAAUUAUUCGUCGUAGUAGGCGUUCGCAAUACUGAAUGAAAUGCUUUGUGCCGGCGCCCUACACCCUUCAAAGUGAAGCGUACCAUCAUCAUUCGUGCAAAAUAUAAAAUAUUGCCUUGGAGCUAGUGAGAAGGAUUCGCCAAUUCCGAGUCGAGUUAACCCAGUCGGUCGAGUAUGACGGUUUGGUGGUCAAUUAUCUAAAUCCUUGACUGGAAAGGAUUAAGUCACAACCAACGGAAUACGAGAAAAAUCGAAGGUCGCCAAAGGUUUGCUUGGAUGGUGCAGCGAACGCAACGAUAGGAAGCUUGGAAACUCACAAACACACACUCACAUUGCUGCGUUGCGGCGAUCACCAUCAUCAUCAUCAUCGGCGGCAGUAGCAGCAUCAUCACAGGCAGUGGAACGUUGAAGGAAAACUCCUUCAAGCUGUUCUUCCUUCCAUCCAAAACCGUAUCUUCUACGGCGCCGGCAGCCCGAAAACUUGUCCUUUUUUUUGCGCCCGGUGCAGAUUUUGCGCUCUUGGUCAUAUUUUACCUGGUACCCUGGUUUUACACCUGUCCAGUCGGUGGGCUGGUUUCGAUGCGAAAUUUUGUUUUUUUUUUUUUGGUUUCGGGCAAAGCACAUCUCUCGAGAUGUUGUUACUGGUGGGCUUUGCUAGUGAAGAACUUUCGUAGAGUUCGGCCAACUUGGAUUCAGUUAAAGUCAUGCCCAUCUAGCUCACAUAGUGAUUGGCUGAUAGUUUGAUGGUUUAGAGCUACAAAUGUACGGUACUGUUUUAUCCAUUGACCCGAAGUGUGCAACGCCGACAGCAGGAAAUUCUCGAAGCUGCAAAUGGUAUUUGCGCGAUCAGUUGGUUUGCAUUAACGUAGGGAAAGAUAUCGCACAAUGUAAUGUAUCUUCCUUUAAAAUGUCCGAUCCCGAUACGGUUUGGUUGGAGGAACUGCUGAAGGAUGUCCAGCUGGAGCAGUUUUUGCCACGUAUACGGGACGAACUGCAGGUGACCCGGUUAGCCCAUUUCGACUACGUUCACGUCGAUGAUCUGGAGAAAAUAGGGCUUGGGAAGCCGGGAAUUCGGCGUCUACUCGAAGCGGUGAAAAAACGCAAAGCACAACAGUGGCGCCGCAACAUCCUGUCGAAGCUGAUCGGUGGCGGUAAACAGCAGCCACCGAAGAAGGCCGGCACAGCAUCGGGCCAGAAUGAAGAACCAUCAGCACUAGCCCUCACCUGCCUGAUCCACGAGAAGGACGUUACGCUGUCGGUGAAGCUGGGCGACGGUUCGUUCGGUGUGGUGCGACGCGGUGAGUGGCAUGCACCCGGCAACCAUCUGGUGCCGGUCGCUGUCAAGGUGCUGAAAGCGGACACACUCGCACAGCCCGGCGUGAUCGAAGAUUUCUUCAAAGAGGUGCAGGCGAUGCACGCGAUGAACCACCCGAACCUGAUCCGACUGCACGGCGUCGUACUGUCACAGCCGAUGAUGAUGGUGACCGAGCUGGCGGUGAACGGUUCGCUGCUAGACUUGCUACGCAAACAGUGCAAACACACACCGCUGCCCAUGAUCUGGAGCUGGUCGGUACAGAUUGCGACCGGGAUGGCGUACCUGGAAAGCAAGCGGUUCCUGCACCGCGAUCUGGCCUGCCGUAACGUGCUGCUUGCCGCCGGCAAUAAGAUUAAGAUCGGUGACUUUGGAUUGAUGCGUGCGCUGCCCCAGCAGGAAGAUUGCUACGUGAUGACCGAGCAUAAGAAGGUACCGUUUCCUUGGUGCGCACCGGAAUCGCUCCGGUACCGCCAGUUUAGUCACGCCUCCGACACGUGGAUGUUCGCGGUGACGCUGUGGGAGAUGUUUACCUUCGGGGAGGAUCCAUGGGUGGGGUUGAACGGGUCACAGAUCUUGCGCAAAAUUGACCGAGAGGGUGAGCGGUUGCAUCAUCCCGAUGCCUGUCCGCCGGAUGUUUACCAGCUGAUGUUGCAAUGUUGGGACAAGACCCCUUCGGAGCGGCCUACCUUCGCUGCAAUAAAGGAGUUUCUUACGGGCGUGCCACCACCGAUCUAUCGCGCUGUAACGAAUUUUAGUGCGGAAACCCGUCUUGCUGUGCAGCAAGGCGAUACGAUUGUGAUUAUCGAUGAUCGGCCGGAGUUGCAGUUCAUCAAGGGCCAGAAUCAAAGGACGUUUGACAUUGGCACGAUUCCGAGGGGUGUUGUCGUCGAUGCGCGCAAAGCUUCUUCAAGUUCGUCCGGUGGUUCUAGUUCCACGAUUAGCCGUCCGCUCCAUGACUCAUUUCGGCACACGGGGCACGGUUCACCGUUCGGUGCGUCCUGGGGUAAUCCCGCUAGUCUCGAGCUGGAAGGAGAAGUGAAACUGCGAAAUAAAACGAAAGAUGCGGGAAAUGCGGAUCGGCGCGGGAAGUGCGUAUCGGAGCAAUAUGUGAAGGAACGAAAAAGCAACGCUUCCAAACAAUUUUCCUACAACAAGCUGGUGAACGAGAAUCACUCCAAGCAUCAGCAUUCACCGCACACUCAUCAGCUAGUGAAAGACGCUCAAAACCGUCCGCUUCGACCGCCGCAACCACAGCAGACAGCCGCCACGGAAGGCAUACUGAUCGAUCUUUCCUCGCCGAACGAUGAAGCAACGUUUGGUGGUGGUGCGGCUGCUGGGGCCGUGUCUGGUACCGGUGGUUCUUUUCGACAAGUGACCAGCAUUCUCGACGAGCCGAUCGACAUUCCGACCGAGGGUGAUGAUCAUUUUGGGCAACAGCAGCAGCAGCAGCAGCAGCAGCAACAGUCGCACGACCUGCAACUUCAAGUGGCUGCCGUGAUGAAUUACUCUUCCAUUUCACCUGUCCCGUCCGUCGUACCGAAACUCGUACCGCCACCCUAUCAAAUGCCGCCGAAAUACAGUAACACGUACGGAAUCGUGCAUGAUAGCACGUUGAAUCUCAGCAUUGCCACGGAACCGGAUCCCUUCGCUCCACAGCAGCAGCAGCAGCAGCAGCAGCAGCAGCAGCAGCAGCAACAGCAACUGCCGACACAAGAACCGCUAGUAACAUCCGACUACGAGAGUGGUCGGUCUAGUUCGGUCAGCUCGCGAGAUUUGAUGGCAAGCAUAAAGCGACAGCAAACGAUUGAGCAAGCCGGACCGCCGCCGAUGGCAGUGUAUGGGAACGUGCGCGGAUCCGUUUCGAACAUCAACUCAAACUACGGUCGUGUGGGAACCGAUUUGGAAGGGCUUACGGCCGAUAUGCUGUCCUCACUGAACAACGGUGCAAGCGGAAGCGGACUUAGUUCGCCCGGCAGCAGGGACGUUUACAACGAUUCGCUGGAAGUGAACAUCAGUAGCAGUAGCAUUGGACCCGUUGCUAAUGGAUCCAUCUCUCCGUACGGUGGAUCUACCGCUCAACUAAACGUUAUGCCCAAAACGGUCAGUAAAGCGUUUCUAGCCGAGCUAGAAAAGGAUAUCUACAAACAGGCACCGAUGGCAGGCAAUAGCAUGAACAGCUCGGUUGCGUAUGCAGCACGCAACAACGCGAAAGAUACGUCCAAGUACGAUACGACUGCUAAUUUGGCGAUGAGCCAAAUCUACGCCAAUCAAGCGAACUCAAUCGCCCUGGCGGCGUCCCUCCAGCAACAGCUCACACUCUCUCCAAAGAAACAGAACCUCACCAUGCACCAGCAACAACCGUCUUCCUCCGAUACGAACACACUGGUGCAGCAGCUGUGGGCCGAACGUAACAAUGUGGCCACCGUACCGUCGUCGGCGGGAGCGGCCGAAACCAUGGGUCAACAGCACCAACCGCCGGCUCCACACAUUUCGCCACAAAAGACACACAAUUUCGUUGCUCUCUCGAACGGCGGUAUCACGCCGCUACACUACGGCUCGACGGUGAGUCUUUCCGGUCCGAAUAUCUACAAUUCCGUGUACAACGGAAGCAUCGCGUCGGACGUGUAUCAGACGGUCGGAGGCGAUCUGUACGAUGUGGUGGCACCUACACCCGCAUCGCUCUACGAACGUGUACCGUCACAACAGGUGUACAACAAUGUUGGGAAUCAGGCGCCGAUGACGGCCGGCGCUAUCUACGACGAGGUAUCCAACGAACUGAGCGAUUUGCGACCUAUCCGGCCGGCUCCAUCGGCACCACUAUCUGCGCAACAGAUACAGCGACGAUUGGAUCGGCUGGCACAGCAAGAUCAACAGGUGGCCAACCUGAUGCAGGAACUGGGCGACGAGGCAAACGAGGAAGAAGCGAGAAACUCGCUAACGGCCGUCAACUGGGACCACACGUUAGCGGUGCGGCACUUUAAAAUUGAACGACUCUGUCGGCUUGGUCUUGCAAAUCGUACCCGCUGUGAGGAGGCACUCCAGAAAACGGGUUGGAGCAUUCAGCUUGCGGCCUCCAUUUUGCUCGAAACCUAGUCGGGUGUGGGACAGAGUGGCUAAAUUAAGAGUGCUUUUUAACGCAGUUUUGCUUAAGGGAUGCCCCAGAGCUUUGCUGGUAAAAACACUAAUUUACUCAUCGAGUACCGUAUUGCGUCCUUUUAUGGGGAGGAUUUAACAAAAAAGCAAGUCAAUUUCGUCGUCAAAUCUCUCGAAUACUGCAGUGAAUUAUAGAGCGAAAUCUCCUGGAUGUACGAAGCCGAGACUGUCGAUAGCGGGGGGGUUUGUAACAAGUAUUAAUAUGAAUGUUUUCAAUCCACGACAUAGGCAAAGGCAUAGGCGGUCGUUAUUGUUUCGCCCUUGUGCUGCUGUAAAUAUGAUAUGUGUUAGAUGUAUUUAAGAAACCUGUUAGAUUCUGUUAGCGAAAUAGCCCGCGAAGUUUAUGUCGUACAACAUGCAAACGAAGCAAAUCAUUCAGUUACUGUGCUCCGAAAGAUUUAUUUGAGCUAGAAGAGAGAUGAAUCGAAAGGGCCAAACAACAGCAACGCAGAUUCUCGUUCAGGCCCAGCAAAUGUUGGUUUGUUAGUAUAGCAUAUUAUUUACUUCCGUAAGCUGUAACAGCUUUUCGUUUUUGCUGUGCAGCCCCUAGAAUUUGAUAGGCAAAAAUCUGUGUAAAUCUGUAUGAAAAUCUCACCCUCUUUUAAGCUGUAACUGGGCCUAAGUCGAACUACUGUUUUUUGGCAAAACCCAGAUAAAAAGUAGCCUCUCCGUAACUGGCUAUUAGCAAUGCAAAUAUACUUAUAUUUUGAACAAUCGUUAUCAAAAGUGGAA
This is a messenger RNA of Anopheles stephensi (Asian malaria mosquito), 5904 nucleotides long. RefSeq lists its product as uncharacterized. Gene Ontology annotation, molecular function: ATP binding; protein tyrosine kinase activity. Gene Ontology annotation, biological process: protein phosphorylation. The transcript is spliced from 8 exons. Bases 1465 to 5112 code for a protein of 1215 amino acids. NCBI's taxonomy places the organism in Eukaryota, Metazoa, Arthropoda, Insecta, Diptera, Culicidae. The record is from RefSeq and is a predicted model, not a curated record.